AUGACGACUGCCUCCAUCGUCAUCAUCGACACCUGCCUCUCCCCGCGAGCUGAAAACAAGCUGUUGCUUCAUAGUGCGCACCCGGACACCCCUCCAACAACCCCCACACGCAACGCAGACAAUACAGAGACACUGUGGAGCACGCUGCUUUAUAUCAUCGAGACAGAGGUCUUGUUUGAGGUUGAGGAAUAUUCCGGUUGGAAGCAGGGUACUGAUCAGCCAAUGAGGGAGAGGAGGUUCAUGGUGUUACCUGGGGAAGACAUGGUGCUCAUCUUCAUCUCAGUCAGCCAUCGUCUAUCGUCCAUCGUCCAUGCUCUUCUCCCAUCCAGGGUUCCCCACGUGGAGAAGAAAUCGAGGAAGCCUCACCCACUUGUGGAGCUAUCUUCUGUCACAACCUCCGCCUCUGAAUUUACCCUCGUCGCCACCUCUGGAAAGUGGACCGCCUCCAUCCCCAAGCUCCUCCCGUUGCUGCGGUGCCGUGUCAGGUUCAUGCCUCCGCCUCUCCUCUUCGCCUCUCGCCCGCUGCUCUUCACUUGCUCCCUGCUGGGAGCCCGCUGCACCUCCACUUCAGAUCUGCCUCUGUAUAAUCCCCCGUACAGUGGUAAUAGUUACAAGAUAACAGUAUUUCGUAUGGGGUCUGAGGGUCACCAGGACAUCGAUCUGGCCAUCCUCACCGCGCUGCUGAAAGGGGCCAAUGCGUCAGCUCCAGACCAGCUGAGUUUAGCCUUGGCAUGGAACAGAGUGGACAUCGCCCGCAGUCAGAUCUUCAUCUACGGACAGCAGUGGCCUGUGGGUUCUCUAGAACAGUCCAUGCUGGAUGCUCUGGUUCUGGACAGAGUGGACUUUGUCAAGCUGCUGAUUGAGAACGGAGUCAGCAUGCACCGCUUCCUCACCUUGUCCCGGCUGGAGGAGCUGUACAACACGAGACAUGGACCAUCCAACACACUCUCCCAUCUGGUGCGAGAUGUCAAAAAGGGUAACCUGCCCCCGGAUUACCGAAUCAGCCUCAUCGACAUUGGAUUGGUCAUCGAGUACCUGAUGGGCGGAGCUUACCGAUGCAACUACACCCGGAAGAGGUUCAGAACGCUGUAUCACAACCUCUUCGGGCCCAAAAGACCGAAAGCCCUGAAACUGCUGGGGAUGGAGGACGACAUGCCGAUCCGGCGCGGGCGCCAGAAGACCACGCGCAAGCGCGAGGAGGAGGUGGACAUCGACCUGGACGACCCGGAGAUCAACCACUUCCCCUUCCCCUUCCACGAGCUGAUGGUGUGGGCCGUGCUGAUGAAGAGGCAGAAGAUGGCGCUGUUCUUCUGGCAGCACGGGGAGGAGGCCAUGGCCAAGGCCCUGGUGGCCUGUAAGCUGUGCAAGGCCAUGGCCCACGAGGCAUCGGAGAACGACAUGGUGGACGACAUCUCGCAGGAGCUCAACCACAACUCCAGGGAGUUUGCCCAGCUGGCUGUGGAGCUCCUGGACCAGUCGUACAAGCAGGACGAGCAGAUGGCCAUGAAGCUGCUGACCUACGAGCUGAAGAACUGGAGCAACGCCACGUGCCUGCAGCUGGCCGUGGCGGCCAAGCACCGCGACUUCAUCGCCCACACCUGCAGCCAGAUGCUGCUCACCGACAUGUGGAUGGGCCGCCUGCGCAUGCGCAAGAACUCCGGGCUGAAGGUGAUCCUGGGCCUGCUCCUGCCCCCCUCCAUCCUCAGCCUGGAGUUCAAGAACAAGGACGAGAUGUCCUACAUGCCCCAGGACCAGGAGGCCUACCUGCAGGAGAAGGAGGAGGAGGAGCCUGAGAAGCCGCCCAAGGAGAAGGAGGAGGAGGACAUGGAGUUCACAGUAAGGUCCUACUGUGAGACGCAGUACAACUCCGUGGCCAUGCUGGGUAAGGUCACCACGGAGACGUCCAAGAAGGACGUGGAGGAGGUGCAGAAGAGGCACCGUCUCAUCCCCAUGGGACGCAAGAUCUACGAGUUCUACAACGCCCCCAUUGUCAAGUUCUGGUUCCACACGAUGGCGUAUGUGGGCUACCUGAUGUUGUUCAACUACAUCGUGUUGGUGAAGAUGGACCUGUGGCCUUCUGCCCAGGAGUGGAUCGUUAUCGCCUACAUCUUCACCAAUGGCAUCGAGAAGAUGAGAGAGAUUCUGAUGUCGGAGCCGGGCAAGCUCCUCCAGAAGGUGAAGGUGUGGCUCCAGGAGUACUGGAACAUCACAGACCUCAUGGCCAUCCUGAUCUUCUCGGUGGGCAUGGUGCUGCGGCUGCAGGAGCCGCCCCUCAUGAGCUACGGCCGGGUCAUCUACUGCGUCAACAUCAUCUACUGGUACAUCCGGCUGCUGGACAUCUUCGGCGUCAACAAAUACCUGGGCCCCUACGUCAUGAUGAUAGGGAAGAUGAUGAUUGACAUGAUGUACUUUGUGAUCAUCAUGCUGGUGGUGCUGAUGAGCUUUGGCGUGGCUCGCCAGGCCAUCCUCAACCCCAACGAGGACCCCUCCUGGAUGCUGGCCCGCAACAUCUUCUUCAUGCCUUACUGGAUGAUCUACGGGGAGGUGUUUGCCGACCAGAUCGACCAUGUGCAUAGUAGGAAGCUACAGCACAGGCUGAAUGCUAAACUCUGGCUGAUCGAAAAACACUUUCGACCUCACGGAACCUGGCGAAAUAACGCUCCGUGCGGCAUGAACAUCACCACCGACGACGGGGUGGUUGUGGCGCUGCCGGCCUGUAAGACCGGCGCCUGGAUCGUCCCCGCCAUCAUGGCCUGCUAUCUUUUGGUGGCCAACAUCCUGCUGGUCAACCUGCUCAUCGCUGUCUUCAACAACACCUUCUUCGAGGUCAAGUCCAUCUCCAACCAGGUGUGGAAGUUCCAGCGCUACCAGCUCAUCAUGACCUUCCACGAGAGGCCCGUGCUCCCCCCUCCCCUCAUCAUCUUCAGUCACAUGACCAUGGUCCUCAAGCACCUCUGCUGUCGCUGGCGGAAACACGACGAUGACGAGAGAGACUACGGCCUGAAGCUGUUCAUCACCGAGGACGAGCUGAAGAAGGUGCACGACUUCGAGGAGCAGUGCAUCGAGGAGUACUUCAUGGAGAAGGACGACCGCUUCAACUCCUCCAACGACGAGAGGAUCCGCGUGACGUCGGAAAGGGUGGAGAACAUGGCCAUGCGCCUGGAAGAGGUGAACGAGAGAGAGCACUUCAUGAAGGCCUCCCUGCAGACGGUCGACAUCCGCCUGGCCCAGAUGGAGGAGCUGAUUGGCCGCAUCGCCGUGGCCCUGGAGCGCGUGACGGGCGUGGAGCGCGGCGAGGUCAACAAGGUGCGCUCCCGCACCUCCUCCGACUGCACCGACUCGGCGUACGUCCUGCGCCAGAGCAGCUUCAACAGCACGGAGGGCAACCCGUACCGCCUGCAGGAGGCGCUGGAGGGCGGGGCCGAGGGCUCCAUGUCCCCGCCGUCCCCGACGGGCAUGGCGCCGCGCUCGCGGAGCCACUCCUUCUACGUGGGUGGCGGGCGCGAGCGCGGCGGCGCCGGCGACCGGGCGGACAGCUUCUUCAAGGAGCGUUCCCUCAGCCUGCACCGGGCCAACAGCUCGCAAUCGGUGGCGUCCGGAGCCGCCACCAGGGAGUCUAAGCCCCUCCCCCUGGCCACGCUGUCCGUCUCCCAGCAGCACCGCCCAUCCUCCUGCAUCGACAUCUACGUGUCGGCGUCGGACGAGGCGGGGCCCGGCGAGUCCUUCCUGGACCCGUUGAGGAUGGGCUCGCCCUUGCGCCGCGAGUCCUCCCUCCACUCGGAGAUCAUGGAGGCGGUGCUGUCGGGAGGGCGGGAGUACGGCGGCGGGCCGGGCGACAGGCACUCCGAGGGCGGCGGGGCGGUGUUCGAGGACAGCGCCGCCGCCGACCUGUCGCUGUGCUCCGCCCACCUGCUCCCGGACGGCGCGCUGCCGCCUUGGGACGUGGAGCCCUCCCCGCCGCCGUCCGCCGGCCUGCUGGAGCGCUCCAAGAGCAGCCGCUACCUCUCCGCCUCCGGGGCGGGCUUCCUGGACGAGCCGUCGAUGGUCAAGUCCCACAGCAUGAUGUUCACGCCGCGCAGCUGCUACGGGGGCCUGGGGGCGGGCGUCCAGGUGAAGGCGGCCGAGUACACCAGCAUCACCGACUGCAUCGACACGCGCUGCGUCUCCACGCCGUACACGCCGGCCGAGCGCUCGCACUCGCCCGGGGGCUCCACCUCCUUCCCCUUCGACAAGCCCCAGGACAUGAUCGCCUCGCACCCGGAGCGAGAGGCCGAGCUCAGCCACACCGAGUCGGACCCCGAGGACCCGGAGGAACUGCUGCCGGCCCCCGAACCCCACCGCCUGGGGGGCCUCGGGACCCCCCACCGCUCCACCUUCUCCAGGAUGGAGCGGGCCAACAGCUGCUCCUCGGACGACUCCCACCCGUCCCUGGCCCCGCCCCACAGGAAGAGCCUGUCGGUGAGCGAGCGGAUGGAGAGGGGGGGCGGCGCCGGGGGGGACAGGGGCCGGGGGCUGGGGGCCCGGAACCCCUUCCUCAGGAGCAAGUCAGGGGCCAGGCCCGAGGCAGCCAAGACAGACAGCCUUUCCAUGAGGAAAAUGGCGGCUCCCUCUGCCUUCCGUAGCUUUGACAGCAGGCACAACUACACGUGACAAUGAGGAGGGGGUGGGCACAUCGUUGUUCUUCAGUAUGACAGGGCCGGGGGGGGGGGGAGGGGGCAGGGGGAGAGGUGGUAUGAGUUUAGGGACAGGGUCCCAGCAGUCUAAAGAGGUACAGUAUGACUCUAGGGUAGUUUCACCUCCUCCCGUAGCUUACACUAACUAGGUGUUUGGUGAUGAAAGUUUUUGUUGUGCUGUCUUCCGCCAUUUUGUCCAGUCGACAUGCUGUCACCGUGUUAUACAUCACAACAUCAAUCAUUAUUCCACCUAUAGUAUGGUAAUUGUUCUCUUAACUGUCUGAUACACUAGUCUAGUCUCGAAUUGAGAUCGGUAAACAGAUUGACGUGGCCUCGGGGCUGGAUGUCUGUCCCAUUCCUUGCUUGGCUGCCCUUUCUACCUCCUCGCCCAGUAAACUCCCCAAUCCAGAGGAUGCUACUGAUGGCUGCUUGUGUUUCUCCCAACACCUGUAGCAAUAUUGGGCUAGUGUCAAGCAGUAGGGACUCCAGCUGCACACACAUGAUGAAUGAGAGGUCUAGUGAGAGAAUGGAACCCCACUCAGAGUAGCUGGAAGUCCUUAAAGAAACUGGUUUGUAACUAUUUUCUGUUUCCUCUCCUUUGAACCAUUUAUCAUGGGUGUUACAUAGUCCUACAACAGGGCAGCAAAAGCAAAAAUCUAUUUUAAGAUGGGAGAUUCUCUGCAUACUGUAUACCACGGCAGUUUUCACCUCAGAUCCUGUGACACACACAUGCACACACUAGGGCAUACUGACAGGCAGCAUGAAAGGCCCUGUGUGAUGCCAUGUAGGCUGCAGCGGCAAUUUAUUCAUAUUAUACCGAGGUUGCAGUUCCCAAUCUGGAAUCUCAGUUCUGAACACAAGAGAGAGCUGUGAGCCUAUUUAAGGAGUCUUCCUGGAAGCGCACAUUAAAACUGAACGCGUAAAAAGUGGAACUAUUAUUUUGAAACCAAACAAUCAUGGAGCAUUGCUGGUAGUGGUGCCGUUCUUCCGCAAUGUCUGCAGGCGAUGUUUU
Messenger RNA from Osmerus eperlanus (European smelt), 5685 nucleotides. RefSeq names its product transient receptor potential cation channel, subfamily M, member 3 (gene trpm3). Gene Ontology annotation, molecular function: monoatomic cation channel activity. Gene Ontology annotation, biological process: metal ion transport; protein tetramerization; monoatomic cation transmembrane transport. Gene Ontology annotation, cellular component: plasma membrane. NCBI's taxonomy places the organism in Eukaryota, Metazoa, Chordata, Actinopteri, Osmeriformes, Osmeridae. The record is from RefSeq and is a predicted model, not a curated record.